UCCACACUCCAAACUUUCACCAAACUCCUGGCCCCCGCCUCCUCGAAACCAAAACACAACAAGCUCCGGAGGAGCGGCGAGCAGCGCGGCGGGGCGGGCGGACCCGCGGUGGCACCGGGCCUCGGGAGGCUGAUGCAACUUUCCCUUUAAGAAAGCCACCUGGGCGCACCGCGGCGCGGACCGGCACGCCUGGGCCGGGGGCUGCAGCAUGCUCUUGAGGUCUGUGGUCUGAAAGGUGCUAGAAGCAGAACCUGUGAGUGUAGCCUGGGCCCCCAGAGCCCCCAGCCACUGCCACCAUGGUCGGAAAAGGUGCCAAAGGGAUGCUGAAUGGUGCUGUGCCCAGCGAGGCCACCAAGAGGGACCAGAACCUCAAACGGGGCAACUGGGGCAACCAGAUCGAGUUUGUACUGACGAGCGUGGGCUAUGCCGUGGGCCUGGGCAAUGUCUGGCGCUUCCCAUACCUCUGCUAUCGCAACGGGGGAGGCGCCUUCAUGUUCCCCUACUUCGUCAUGCUGAUAUUCUGCGGGAUCCCUCUCUUCUUCAUGGAGCUGUCCUUCGGCCAGUUUGCAAGCCAGGGCUGCCUGGGGGUCUGGAGGAUCAGCCCCAUGUUCAAAGGCGUGGGCUAUGGCAUGAUGGUGGUGUCCACCUAUAUCGGCAUCUACUACAACGUGGUCAUCUGCAUCGCCUUCUACUACUUCUUCUCCUCCAUGACGCACGUGCUGCCCUGGGCCUACUGCAGUAACCCCUGGAAUACGCCCGACUGCGCCGGGGUGCUGGACGCCUCCAACUUCACCAACGGCUCCCGGCCCGCCGCCCUGCCCGGCAACCUCUCCCGCCUGCUCAACCACAGCCUGCAGAGGACCAGCCCCAGCGAGGAGUACUGGAGGCUCUACGUGCUGAAGCUGUCUGACGAUAUUGGAAACUUUGGGGAGGUCCGGCUGCCCCUGCUCGGCUGUCUCGGUGUCUCCUGGGUGGUCGUCUUCCUCUGCCUCAUCCGAGGAGUCAAGUCUUCAGGAAAAGUGGUGUACUUCACGGCCACCUUCCCCUACGUGGUUCUCACCAUCCUGUUUGUCCGCGGAGUGACCCUGGAAGGAGCCUUCACGGGCAUCAUGUACUACCUGACCCCACAGUGGGACAAGAUCCUGGAGGCCAAGGUGUGGGGUGACGCCGCCUCUCAGAUCUUCUACUCCCUGGGCUGCGCGUGGGGCGGGCUCAUCACCAUGGCUUCCUACAACAAGUUCCACAACAACUGCUACCGGGACAGCGUCAUCAUCAGCAUCACUAACUGUGCCACCAGCGUCUACGCCGGCUUUGUCAUUUUCUCCAUCCUCGGCUUCAUGGCCAACCACCUGGGCGUGGACGUGUCCCGCGUGGCCGACCACGGCCCCGGCCUGGCCUUUGUGGCUUACCCUGAGGCACUGACACUGCUGCCCAUCUCCCCGCUGUGGUCCCUGCUCUUCUUCUUCAUGCUCAUCUUGCUGGGGCUGGGCACUCAGUUCUGCCUCCUGGAGACGCUGGUCACGGCCAUCGUGGACGAGGUGGGGAAUGAGUGGAUCCUGCAGAAGAAGACCUACGUGACGUUGGGCGUGGCUGUCGCUGGCUUCCUGCUGGGCAUCCCCCUCACCAGCCAGGCAGGAAUCUACUGGCUGCUGCUGAUGGACAACUACGCGGCCAGCUUCUCCCUGGUGGUCAUCUCCUGCAUCAUGUGUGUGUCCAUCAUGUACAUCUACGGGCACCGCAACUACUUCCAGGACAUCCAGAUGAUGCUGGGAUUCCCACCGCCCCUCUUCUUCCAGAUCUGCUGGCGCUUUAUCUCUCCAGCCAUCAUCUUCUUCAUUCUCAUCUUCACGGUGAUCCAGUACCAGCCGAUCACCUACAACCACUACCAGUACCCAGGCUGGGCAGUGGUCAUCGGCUUCCUCAUGGCUCUGUCCUCGGUCAUCUGCAUCCCGCUCUAUGCCCUGUUCCAGCUCUGCCGCACGGAUGGGGACACCCUCGUCCAGCGUCUGAAAAAUGCCACAAAGCCAAGCAGAGACUGGGGCCCUGCCCUCCUGGAGCACCGGACUGGGCGCUAUGCCCCCACCAUCACCCCCUCUCCCGAAGACGGGUUCGAGGUCCAGCCGCUACACCCAGACAAGGCCCAGAUCCCCAUGGUGGGCAGCAACGGCUCCAGCCGCCUCCAGGACUCCCGGAUGUGAGCACAGAUUCCAGGGGAGUGGCCCCACCCCCGCCCCGCGCUCCCACCACAGAGACUGGGGAGGCUGUGGACAGGUGUCACUGCCUGCCCCCUGCCACGCCCUGGCCAGGACGGCUGCUGUCACCUUGGCCACCACUGAUAGUGCGGUCAUUCGUGCUCGUGUCCCCAGUGUUUACACGUCCUUUGGAUGCCAAGACGGCAGCUGGGGGAAGGGGGCGAUGGGAGAGUUGCCGGGCGGUAGAGGGCCAAAGCACUUUGGAGAGGGGUCUCAGGCCAGGUCCCCAGAGGCCUGGCAGGCUUCCCAUGGCCUCUGAAGCCCCCUCGCUCUGCUCUGAGCUGAGGUCUGGGUGGGCCCCCCACCUCACCCCUUCCUUGGGCCUCCGGCCUCGUGACCAGUGUUCCUGCCCUCCGAGCCAGCCCCAGCCUCUGCCCAGGCGAGUCUGGGCCUUCCCACAGGGGCGGGCGAGGGGCUGCAGGCUGCGCAGCGUUCCUCAUUGGGCUCCAUGGCUCAGCCCCAAGUAUCUGUGUAAUUAUUUUUGUAAACAUUGUAUGACCUGUGGUUGCCGCCCCUCGCCCCAAGCCGGGGCCAGUCUGUCUUCCAGGCCUGCUCGCACCUCACUCGGCUGCUCUGGGCUCUCGGCGCGCACUCCAGGCCUGGCUGUCAGGCCCAGCCAGCAGAGGCCAGGGUCCAGCAGCCUGCCCAAAGCACUUGUUCCUGGGGGCAGGGCUGGGAGCUACUCAGCAGGAGGUUGGCGCCCAGACCCCUGGGGAAGGGGACCUGCACAACACCCCUUGCCCUCCUCCCUCUCCCAGGCUGAAGGCCCAGCCCUCCCCGGCGAGCUGCCCUUGUUCACGUGCCAAAUGGCCCCAGCUCGUGUGCCCCCAUGCCUCUCCGGAGCCAGAGCCCCAGGCCCCAAAGUGUCCGUCUGUCCGUCCUCCAUGUCCUCCGUGCAGUGACAGCCCCGGCCAAGCCGCCUCUAAUCCUCCGUAGCAAUAACGGUGCCCCCACCCCGCCACCGUGCACCACUAGGAUUUUAAAGUCCAUAGGUUUUAAUGAAAUUUCUAUUCCUG
Lepus europaeus (European hare) is the source of this 3268-nucleotide messenger RNA. It is a transcript of the gene SLC6A9, whose product is annotated as solute carrier family 6 member 9. Lineage: Eukaryota; Metazoa; Chordata; Mammalia; Lagomorpha; Leporidae. The transcript has 14 exons. Bases 297 to 2198 code for a protein of 633 amino acids. The record is from RefSeq and is a predicted model, not a curated record. Gene Ontology annotation, biological process: sodium ion transmembrane transport; glycine import across plasma membrane; synaptic transmission, glycinergic. Gene Ontology annotation, cellular component: plasma membrane. Gene Ontology annotation, molecular function: glycine:sodium symporter activity.